Paramuricea clavata is the source of this 526-nucleotide messenger RNA. The record is from the annotation of a GenBank genome assembly. Lineage: Eukaryota; Metazoa; Cnidaria; Anthozoa; Malacalcyonacea; Plexauridae.
GCCUUGGAGAAGUGCUCGUCGCCCCGUACAUUCCGGAUGUCAUGAAGUGGGGCCGCGAGAGUCGACGCAUGGGGAACGAACCUGUGCACGUACGCGAAAAUCCCCAAGAAACGUUCCAGGUCCUUUGCGUUGGAUGGACGCUGGAAGUUCAGGACCGCGUCGACACGAGAUUGAGGAAUCCGAAUCCCCGAAGCGUCGACCUCGUGGCCGAGGAAGGUAAUACGGGGCUUGGCCAUCUCGCACUUCUCGAUGUUAAUUUGCAGCUUCUUCCGUUGCAGGAGCUUGAAGAUCGACUGAAGAUGUUGAAGAUGUUCGUCGUUGCUCCUGCUUGCGACUACAACGUCGUCGACGUACACGAAAGCGAACGGGCAGGACUUCAAGAGUUGUUGGAUGUUACGUUGGAAUGCCUGCCCGCUGUUCCGGAGGCCGAAAGGCAUUCGGCGGUACCGGAACAAUCCAAAAGGAGUCGCGAUCGUGGUUUUGUCGACAUCCUCCUUCGCCACCUCCACUUGAUGAUAGGCCAUCC